CGGGUCGCGCUGGACGACGGGCCCGGGCGGCGGCCAGGACGGCCUGCGCACCGACGGCGGCCGAGACGCAGGCUCCCGCCUGUCGCUCCCGCGCCUGCAAGCGGCGCGCUGCGCCAUGGCCGCGUCGCCGGGCUCGGGCAGCGCCAACCCGCGGAAGUUCAGCGAGAAGAUCGCGCUGCACACGCAGCGGCAGGCCGAGGAGACGCGGGCCUUCGAGCAGCUCAUGACUGACCUCACCCUGUCGCGGGUUCAGUUUCAGAAGCUUCAGCAACUGCGCCUCACACAGUACCAUGGAGGCUCCUUACCAAAUGUGAGCCAGCUGCGGAACAGCACCUCGGAGUUUCAGCCAUCAUUUCACCAGACUGACAAUGUCCGUGGGACCCGGCACCAUGGGUUGGUGGAGAGGCCAGCCAGGAACCGCUUCCACCCACUGCACCGAAGGCCGGCAGACAAGCCAGGGCGUCAGUUUGAUGGUAGCACAUUUGGAGCCAAUUAUUCUUCACAGCCCCUAGAUGAGAGUUGGCCAAGACAGCAGCCUCUUUGGAAAGAAGAAAAGCAUCCUGGGUUCAGAUUAACAUCUGCUCUUAACAGGACCAAUUCCGACUCUGCUCUUCACACAAGUGCGCUGAGCACCAAGCCCCAGGACCCCUAUGGAGGAGGGGGCCCAUCAGCCUGGCCUGGCCCAUACAUGGGUUUCUGUGAUGGGGAAAAUGAUGGGCCCAGGGAAGUAGUGCCUUUCCCUGGCCCAUUGAAAGAGGAGAAUCUGCUAAAUGUCCCGAAGCCAUUGCCAAAGCAACUAUGGGAGACCAAGGAGAUCCAGUCCCUGUCAGGACGCCCUCGGUCUUGUGAUGUCACAGGUAGCAAUGCGCUCCCCCAUAAUGGGCAAAACAUAGGCCUCUCACCCUUUCUGGGGAACCUGAACACAGGAGGGUCACUGCCAGAUCUGACCAACCUCCACUGCUCGACGCCACUGCCAGCCUCUCUGGAGCCCAGCGACCACCUCCUGGGCAGUGUGAAUGUGGGGAGCAGUGUGGGAAACCUCCCUGCUGCCAUGACUCACCUGGGCUUAAGAAGCUCCUCUGGUCUGCAGAGUUCUCGGAGUAACCCUUCCAUCCAAGCUACCCUCAAUAAGAUAGCACUUUCCUCUUCCCUAAAUAGCCACCCACAGACAUCUGUUGCCAGUGUAUCUGCUUUGCACCCUUCCCUGCGUCUGUUUUCCCUUAGCAACCCAUCUCUCCCCACCACAAACCUGAGCGGCCCCUCACGGCGCCGGCAGCCUCCUGUGAGUCCCCUCACGCUCUCUCCUGGCCCAGAAGCACAGCAGGGCUUCGGCAGACAGUUCUCUUCCACCAGCCCGCUGAACCCAUACCCUGCCUCCCAGAUGGUGUCCUCAGAGCAGAGCCCACUGUCCUUCCUGCCAUCUGAAGCGCAGGCCCAGGUGUCCCCGCCGUCCCACUACUCCACAUCCCAGGAGCUCCCGCAGCCCCUCCUGCCACAGCCCCGCUCCCAGGAGCCCCAUGCUCCACAGACCCAGGCCUCCUCAUCCCUGCCCCUGUCAGACUUCCAGUUUCUCCCAUCCCAGGGGACGUCUUUGAACAGCUUCUUCCCAGAUGUGGGCUUUGACCAGCAGUCUGUGAGGUCUGGCCCAGCCUUUCCCCCACAGGUGCCCCUGGCACAGCAAGGUCACCGAGAAGCACAGGACUCAUUUCACUUGAGACCAAACCUGUAUUCAAACUGUGGGAACUUCCCGAAUGCCAUCAUGACAGAAGAUUCAAGCACCAGCCUUUUCAAAGACCUCAGCAGUGCACUGGCAGGCAUGCCUGAGGUCAGCCUGAACAUGGACACUGCAUUUCCACUGGAAGAAGAACUCCAAAUUGAACCCCUGAGCCUAGAUGGACUCAAUAUGUUAAGUGACUCCAGCAUGGGCCUGCUUGACCCCUCAGUGGAAGAGACGUUUCGAGCUGACCGACUGUGAGCAGGAGACCACAGCAGGAAGAUUUCUGAACUAGCCAAACUAGAGUGGAAUAGAUUGGAGCCAGUAACCUACUAGGACUUUAGUUAUCUCCACACAGAGGGAGCCUGUUCCUCGGCUCUGAGCUUUCAUGUGGUCCUCCCUCAGACAUCACAACUUCUCUAGACAUCCUGUCUCUUGGGCCCGCACACACAUUGUGUUGCUCUGGAGCUUCUGGGGAACUGGAAAGCUCAUUGUCUGAUGCUUUCAUCUAUCUUUCUACUGGCCAUUUAGUCUGUGUGUACAAGUAGAAAAGCUCACAUAACAGAAGGCCUCGGUAGCUCAGAGCCACUGAUCUCAAUCUACUUGGAAGACAGCCUGGUGUGGGAGGUCAUCAGGGCCCUCACUUCAGAGCUGGCUCAGUGUCAUGCGAUGGUACUGGAGCACCACACUGCCUUCUCUGACCCAGCCAUGUGGUGCCCUCCAGCUGGUACCAUCCCACAGCUUCUCUCAGAGCCACACCAACAAGCCACAGCUUUGUCAGGCACCGUACUUAUCGUAUGAAGAAAUUUAGCCACCAGCCCAAGGACAGGCUUGAGUCUGGCAAACAGAAUGCUAGUUUGUUUUCUCCAAGUCUCUAGUCUCUUUUCUGCUGCUUUACACCUUUUCCUUAAAGACAAGAAGAAAAGGAAGACUAUUUUAUUUAGCUACUAAAAAGUGCCCAGGGAAUGGAUGAGCCUGAGAAGAACUGAGCUCCUUCUGGAGGCUGAGGAAGAAGGGGCGCCAUAGGUAGCCCACAGACACAGGGACAACUCCAGACAAGCACAAGUUUCCCUCCCUGUGAGCCAGCUGGGGUGCCCCCAGCUUUGAGCUCUGCUUUGUGGAGUGGGAGUUUCCUGUAAACCUGCCUGACAACAAGCUCCCAGAGAGCAGAGACUGUCCCUUAUUCCUAGUGCCUUAAAAGCAUUUAGCAUGGAAACCAUGCUGCACAACUGUGUGCUGGGUGCACACUUAGGUCUGCCCGGUGGCAAGGUAUCUUGCCUGGAACUGCUCCAUUCCCUACCAGGGGCUUUUGAGCUUAACUCUCCCCAUGCUGGUGCCUGUGCUGGAGUCACUGUGCACUUUACUAUGCUUCUAACACUAGAUGGUCAGAUCCUUCUCCUUGGGGUUCUGCUCCACAGCAGAAGGUGGGAAUUGCCACUCAAGUGGAUCUAGUAUGUCUGAGCGAACCCAGCCCUCCCCAGGGCUCGCACCUGCAGAUCCUCAUGAGGCUUUCACUUCAUGAGAGCUGCUGUCUGAUAUCUAUGCUCUUCUCUAAAUUGCUUCAGAUAGAGAUUUGUGCUAUGAAGUUGGAGCAGUAGGUUCAUAGUAAACAAAGGCCCAGACCACAGAACUAUCAUGAACACAUUAAUGCCUUAAACAGUAAUAUGAGAUUUCCAGCAGUGCCUGCUUCCACAACUGAGCCUGGGAAUGGAACCUGUAGUGUCCAGAAGCCAUGCAGAGAGCCACCAGGUGGGGUAGGGAGCCCUGAAGCGGGUACAUGCCGGAGCCUUUGUGCACACGGAUGAACAAGGAGCCAGCAUACUCUGCCCAUGGCAAGGGCAUUGUUUCCAUCCCAGCUGGUGAGCUCACCAGCACUUGCCCAUUUCUCUUCUGUCCUCAGAGGCCUGACCUCUGACCUUUCCAAGUCCAUGGUGCAUCACUCCACCCUCCUCAGAACUUGACUGUUCCUGUUUGCCUGAGCCUCUGCUGUUGAGGUAGAGGUCAUCCUAGAGUCCCCCCUCAUCAGAUUUCUGCUCAGGAAUGAGCUGUUGGCCUCCUCUGCAAGUCUUAUUCCCAGUUAAACUCCUAGAUGCCUCCAUGCUUGAGAUCUUGGAGCAGGGCAACUCUGUUACAGUGCAGUGCUCUUCAUGGGCAUGCUACCCAGCACCCCAGUGUGCCAACAGAAUCCAGCUCCUGUGUCAGAGGCCCCUAGAAGGGGAUGUCCCUGAAGGGGGAUGCCAUCAGUUAUGAGAGUUACGGUUUUUGCAGAGAGGAAGUGCCAACGUAAUCUGCUCUCUAUAUAGUGCCUUACCCUGGGGCACCACUGUGUCAUGGUGCCCAGUCAGCUUUGCACAGCAGCCCUGCUGUCCCCCACCCCACCCCAAGGCCCACAGGAGGAGUUGCACUGCCAUGGGCUCUGCAGGGACUGUUGGGGGGGGGGUGCCCUGAGAAGGUGGUAUUGAGGACAGUGUAGUUUAGCACUGAAUUAAAUUUUCCCCAGGGCCCUCCCACUGAUUUUUUCUUAUGAAGGUUUUAGGCAAUGUACAGUCCACUUUUCGGGAUGGGGCUGUGGACAUACCAGGUCUGGUGUCACCCUGUCUUGGGCUUAAGUCUGUGCUGUCUGCUGCCUUUGGAGCUAACCAACCGUGGUCCUCAUCAUGGGAAGUGGCUCCAGACUUCAGACAAGGUUAUUUUUAAUAUUUCAUUUUACCACAAGAAAUCAGUCCUGCUACCCUCAUUUACUAGCAGUUAAACAACAUAGGACUAAAAGCCUCUCUGUGUUUCCAUUUCUUUGUUCUGUAUUGUUUUGAAGACAUAGGGCAUUAGGAGAAACUUGUCCUGAUCGCAUCAGGGCCACCACACUUCUCCUUCACCCUGUUUCAUUUCUAAGUCUGGUGUGUGUUGCGUGAGCUGAGAUGUUGUGUGUCCAAGUCCAUGUGCGCUGUGAAAGACGCUCUCCCUGACUCUCCAGGAGCUUCUGAUCCAUGUGCAUGUGGUUCUGAGCCAGUGCGGCUCCAUUGCUUUGUGGUUGGGACCAUGGCAGCAACUAGUCAGACUUCCCGCCUGCGUGCUAACUCCCAGGGCCCUUGUUAAACAAUAUUUAAAAAUUGGGUUUUGUAUAAAUAGCUUCCAAGUUUUAUAAUGCAUCAUUUUACAUCUUUCAUAAUUAAAAGUGGCACAUUAAAGC
Octodon degus (degu) is the source of this 4901-nucleotide messenger RNA. RefSeq names its product CREB regulated transcription coactivator 3 (gene Crtc3). The coding region runs from base 116 to 1975 and encodes 619 amino acids. The transcript is spliced from 15 exons. Gene Ontology annotation, biological process: positive regulation of transcription by RNA polymerase II; protein homotetramerization. Lineage: Eukaryota; Metazoa; Chordata; Mammalia; Rodentia; Octodontidae. Gene Ontology annotation, cellular component: cytoplasm; nucleus. Gene Ontology annotation, molecular function: cAMP response element binding protein binding. The record is from RefSeq and is a predicted model, not a curated record.